AUGGAGAUUCAGGUGGACGAACCUAUGGCUUUUUCUCCCCGGCGUGACCGGUUACAGGUGGAUGGCUCUUUAAAAAGCUAUGAGCAGAAUUUUAAACUAUCAGGUGUUAAAAAAGAUAUCGAGAAGCUUUAUGAAGCUGUACCACAGCUCCGUAAUGUGUUUAGGAUAAAGGACAAAAUUGGAGAAGGCACUUUCAGCUCUGUUUAUUUGGCCACAGCACAGUUACAAGUAGGACCUGAAGAGAAAAUUGCUCUAAAACACUUAAUUCCAACAAGUCAUCCUAUAAGAAUUGCAGCUGAACUCCAGUGCCUAACAGUGGCUGGGGGGCAAGACAAUGUCAUGGGAGUUAAAUACUGCUUUAGGAAAAACGAUCAUGUGGUUAUUGCUAUGCCAUAUCUGGAGCAUGAGUCCUUUUUGGAUAUCUUGAAUUCCCUUUCCUUUCAAGAAGUACGGGAAUAUAUGUUUAAUCUGUUCAAAGCUUUGAAACGCAUUCAUCAGUUUGGUAUUGUUCACCGUGAUGUGAAGCCCAGCAAUUUUUUAUAUAAUAGGCGCCUGAAAAAGUAUGCCUUGGUAGACUUUGGUUUGGCCCAAGGAACCCAUGAUACGAAAAUAGAACUUCUCAGAUUUGUCCAGUCUGAAGCUCAGCAGGAAAGUCGUUCAGAAAAUAAAGUCCAUGUGAUUUCCGGAAACAAGAUGUCAUUAAGUGGCUCCGCAGCACCGAGGGAGCUGGAUCAGCAGCCCACCACGAACACUUCUGUGAAAAGGCCCUACACACAUGCGCAGAUUCAGAUUAAACAAGGAAAAGAUGGAAAGGAUGGCUCUGUAGGCCUUUCUGUCCAGCGCUCUGUUUUUGGAGAAAGAAAUUUCAAUAUACACAGCUCCAUUUCACAUGAGAGCCCUACAGUGAAACUUAUGAAGCAGUCAAAGGCUGUGGAUGUAAUCUACAGAAAGUUAGCAACCAAAAAGAAGGCUGUUUCUGCCAAAGUUAUGAAUAGUGGUGUGAUGAAGAAAACUACCAGUUCUUGCCCAGUCAGUCUGACCUGUGACUGUUAUGCAACAGAUAAAGUUUGCAGUAUUUGCCUUUCAAGGCGACAACAGGUUGCCCCUAGGGCAGGUACACCGGGAUUCAGAGCGCCGGAGGUCUUAACAAAGUGCCCCAAUCAAACUACAGCUAUUGACAUGUGGUCUGCAGGUGUCAUAUUUAUUUCUUUGCUCAGUGGACGAUAUCCAUUUUAUAAAGCAAGUGAUGAUUUAACUGCUUUGGCUCAAAUUAUGACAAUUCGUGGAUCCAGAGAAACUAUCCAGGCUGCUAAAACUUUUGGCAAAUCAAUAUUGUGUAGCAAAGAAGUCCCAGCACAAGACUUGAGAAAACUCUGUGAGAAGCUCAGAGGCAUAGAUGCAAACACUCCUAAAUUAACAAGUGAUUUACAAGGACCUGCUUCUCAUGACCCAACUUUUUCAGAGAAGACUGACCAUAAAGCUGCUCGCCUCCUACAAACACCUCACGCACAGCACUCAGGGCACUUGUCCAAAGGGAACAGAAAUGGCUGUUGGGGUUUGGACGCGCACACUACCAAUCUGGAAGGCUGGGACACGGUACCUGAUGAAGCUUAUGACCUGCUUGAUAGACUUCUGGAUCUAAAUCCAGCUUCAAGGAUAACAGCAGAAGAAGCUUUGUUGCAUCCUUUUUUUAAAGAUAUGAAUUUAUGA
Molecule: messenger RNA, 1710 nt
Organism: Pipistrellus nathusii (Nathusius's pipistrelle)
Lineage: Eukaryota; Metazoa; Chordata; Mammalia; Chiroptera; Vespertilionidae
Source: the annotation of a GenBank genome assembly